UUGUGGGCCGCUGUUUAAUAUGAAGGCAGUGUUAAAUGGCACAUUACUGAGAUCUCUUAUUUCUUUACUGUUAUACUUCAUAUAACUUUCCUGCUUGUGUUACAAGGCAGGUACUUUUUUAUUUUUGUAACACAGAUUUUCUCUAUCAUCUAUUAAGUCAAUAGGCCUUACCUUUCACUGAGCAGGUGGUCCUCCUGUUUUCCUCCCCAUGCCAUCCAGGUUCCAAUAAAAAUAUUUUUCUCUCUGAAAAUUGACACUUGGAGCAGCAUUGAUCCCUGUGUGCUCUGCAGCAUUAUCCACCACACCCAGAAUUCAAACUUCGUCAGCUGCAUGUGAACAACCGCACAAACACGCCAGCGUCUUUUGCUUCACACUUGCACCUUAAGGCUCUAGCAGCAGCUGUACGGAGAGAAAACCUGCAGGGAUACACAUUAGGAAUUAAAGAUGUUUCGUAAGAAAAAGAAGAAGCGACCUGAGAUCUCAGCACCUAUGAACUUUGAACACAGAGUCCACACUUCCUAUGACCGUCAGAAGGACAAAUUUGUUGGACUUCCCCUACAAUGGCAGAGCAUCAUCGAGACACUGAAGAGGCCCAAGCCAGUGGUGAAUCCCUCACGUAUCACCACAGUGGAGCUGAAGACAAGGAAGAGUAUUGUGAGGGGAAGCACCAUUGCUCUGGACAACAGUCUGCUAGAUAUGAUUUCUGAUUUUAAUAAGAUUUCAGUCAUCAGCUCUAACUCUUUACGAAAGACAAGCCCAUCUGCAAGGAAGAGGGCCCAGUCCUUAGGGCGACUUGGGGAGAUCAGGGAAGAAGACAGGUAUCAAUAUGAAGACCUGAACAUGAUGUCGAAAUGCAAGGACCAGAUCAAUUGGAAGGAUCGUGUCCGAGAUGCCAAAAGUGAGAGUGGAAGCCCACACCUUAACACCAAAAAAAAUGGCCUGAUCGCAAGGGCCAAGUCUACUACUGAUGUGCCAGUGUCCAAUUUAGAAGACUCAAGCUCUUCCAGUAGAGAAACCAGUCUUCAUCUGAACUCUCAAGGCAAAUUGUCAGAUUGUGGAGAAAGGAGGACUGACACAACAAAAGAGGAUGUGGCAAGGAGGGCCAAGCAGCCUAAGAGGACUUCUCCUGACAAGAGACCUGUCUCUUGUUUUCUGAUGCCCUCGGGCCCUCGAGCUCCAGGUGAUUACAGUGAUAGCUCUGUCCCCAGCACUCCUGAGUCUGCUCCUAGGGAAAGGGCUCUGCACAGAACAGUGAGUGGCCUGCCAAGACCCUUGUCGUCCUAUGACAUGAAGGUCAAUAGUGCUCCCAGGCAUGGCCAAACUUUCCUGCCUAACGGCAGCAGUAGUCCUCUAAUUGCUGAUACCCGAGUUCACCAAACAGCUAAAAAUGGAUCCAGUUUUACCAGAGGGAUGUCUGUCAGCCUGCCAUAUAGGAAUAUAAGAACUAAUGACUCUGUGGUGGAGGAUGGGCCACCAAAGAUCAGACUGUCCCCGAUGGGAUCUCCCGACAUCCGGCUGGCUCCAGGUUGUUCUCCCAGUAUGACAUUCAAAAAGAAUGGUCCUUCUAGACCAAAGUCCCCUGUGCAGAACCUGCCUAAUGUGAGUCAUGAGCAUUUUAAAGCCGCUCUCAAGAUGGUGGUGGACAAGGGAGACCCCAGAACCUACUUGAAGGACUUCGUCAAGAUUGGAGAAGGCUCCACUGGGAUUGUUUGUAUUGCCCAGGAGGUGCAUAGUGGGAGGCAGGUGGCAGUCAAAAUGAUGCAUCUUCAGAAGCAGCAGCGGAGGGAGCUGCUCUUCAAUGAGGUUGUUAUAAUGAGGGACUACCACCAUAAAAAUGUAGUGGAGAUGUACAAAAGUCACCUGGUUGAUGAAGAGCUCUGGGUGGUUAUGGAGUACCUGAAGGGUGGCGCUCUCACGAAUAUUGUAUCUGAAACAAGGCUGAAUGAGGAGCAGAUCGCCACUGUCUGUGAGGCAGUGCUGCAGUCUCUCUCCUACCUCCAUUCUCACGGGGUGAUACACAGGGACAUUAAGAGCGACUCCAUUCUUCUCACACCUGAUGGCCGGAUAAAACUAUCAGACUUUGGUUUCUGUGCGCAGAUCUGCAAGGAUGUACCAAAGAGGACAUCACUUGUAGGGACACCAUAUUGGAUGGCCCCAGAAGUUAUCACUAAAGCACCUUAUGGAACAGAGGUGGACAUCUGGUCGCUGGGGAUCAUGGUUGUGGAGAUGGUGGAUGGAGAGCCUCCGUAUUUCAGUGAAACACCAGUACAGGCCAUGAAAAGGCUAAGAGACCAGCCGGCGCCAACGGUUAAAAACAUACAAAAGCUCUCUCCCAUUCUGAAAGACUUCUUGGACCGGAUGCUUACCCGGGAUCCACUGGAGAGGGCGACUGCCACCGAGCUCCUGGAACACCCCUUCAUCCUCCAGAGUGGGACUCCGCAGUGCCUCGUGCCCCUGAUUGAGCAGUACCGCAAGCGCAUGUCCACCUGCUGACCUGCAGAGCGCCUCCUGGUGGUGUGAAAUUACUUGGGUCACUGGAGUUUUUGGCAGGAGCCCAUAAAUACACAGGAACCAUGCUAAAGAAAGGUUCAUCUCUGAGAACGACGGUCAUCACAAUGCUACUGAGGUGGGCAUACUGAUCAGUGUGGGGCGCAUGAGCGCCUGCUUUCUACUAAACAGGUAGUGCCACCAUCUGGGAUUCUUACCUUUACUGCUGACUUGCACAGAGACAUUUGAGACGUGGGUUUAGCCAGGAAAUUUCUCAAUAUUUGGUGGCUCUUCUUGUAUUAUAUAAGUUGUUUUGGGGGGGACACAUCUCGAUGCUUUGUAAUAAAGGUAAGUGUAACAAGAAGGCAAGCACAGUAGAGGCUGAGAGAGUGCCAUGGUAGAAGCAAGAGGCUCAGCUCUCUUAAGAUCUCCACUGGAUAAGCUCUCGCUUCUGACUCUGGCCCUGGGUUCACACCCCAAUAUUGCGGUCUCAGGGAGGGCAGCCAGCCGCGAGUGGGGGUAUCACCCGGAGAGAUUCCUGGCUGCUGACAAUAGCCAAGCAACAAAUCCUUACCACAGUAAGGAGGCAUGACCAUCUUGGGAUGGCAUUGCUGCUCAACCCCCUUCCUCUUCUAUUUGACGCGUGAGUGACACUCAGUUGCAUUCUCAUCCCUGCCCACAGAAAGAUCUCCUUUUUAGGGAGCAGUCUGACUGGCACAUUGUGUAUUCAGCUUUAGGUUACGUCUUUCCUGUAAUGCUCUUCAGCUCCAUCUCAUUUCAAGCCAUCCUUUCUCCCUUGUUCAAGCACUUUUGCUUUCAUGGCCCCUAAAGUCAUCCUGAUUUUAACUACACAAGAAAUAUCAGUUGAGGCAAAGCAGACAAGAGUGUUUCUGUACCACCCGUCCACAGCUCCUGCGGUGACUUACACAACACCACCCACCCAUGAUGACAGUCGUUGGCACCAGGAGGCCAUGGCUGGUACUCCAGUGGGCACACUCAAGACACAGGCAUGUGUUGAGUCCACGCCUGCUGUGUUAGCACAGGCCUACUGUGUGCUUGGGAGUGUUAUGGGGCUCUAGUACCGAAAAUACAGGAGCCCAUGGAGGACCAUAUUGGACUUUAGUGGGCUGUGUGGCGAACUUGAGGAGCAUCACCUCUAGUUUGGGGUGACAUAGACAAGUUUUGAUUCACCAACAGUUUUGUGAUAAUUCAUUUUGCAGGUGAUUUUGCAAUUGUGAAAUUGCCUAAAAGAGCUUUGGGAGUGUUUAAGGUUAUUUGAGGUGGAAAACAAGGAAUACUGCGCCCUAAAAGCUCAUCCACACUUGUGUGUUUACCCGUGUUCUCUUAUGCAGCUGCGUAAUGUAUGUAAUUUGUUGCAUGCUUGUCAAGUCAAUAUCCAUUUAUGCCUCCCAUUCACAUCACCGUGGAGGACUGCAGUGCUUUUUUUAAAUAAUUUCUCAUUUGGUUAUUUGGCCAAUGCUUUUAUCCAAAGCGACUUACAACAUUUGAGAUACAAUUGGUUACAUUUCUUUUUGUUUUUCCAAUUGGAGCACAAGUAGGUGAAGUGACUUGCUCAGGGUCACACAGUGGCAGUGGUGGGGUUUGAACCCACAACCUCAGGGUUUAAAGUCCAAAGCCUUAACCACUACGCCACACCGCCUGCCUAAAAAUGUGCCAUGCUACAUAUUUUCCACACAAAGACGCAGUAGAUCACACCGUUGUACACAUCCAUCCAUCCAUUUUCCAACCCGCUGAAUCCGAACACAGGGUCACGGGGGUCUGCUGGAGCCAAUCCCAGCCAACACAGGGCACAAGGCAGGAAACAAUCCUGGGCAGGGUGCCAACCCACCGCAGGACACACACAAACACACCAAGCACACACUAGGGCCAAUUUAGAAUCGCCAAUCCACCUAACCUGCAUGUCUUUGGACUGUGGGAGGAAACCCACACAGACACGGGGAGAACAUGCAAACUCCACGCAGGGAGGACCCGGGAAUCGAACCCAGGUCCCCAGAUCACCCAACUGCGAGGCAGCAGCGCUACCCACUGCGCCACCGUGCCGCCCCCCGUUGUACACAUUUCCUGUUUUCUCUCUCGACAUGAUUGUUCCCCCACAAGGGAAUUCCAAACCCCAACCCCACCGCUGUGUUAUCCAGCAGUCGCCCUUUCCUGUUCCUUAAUUUCUGCACUAAAGGUCUCUCGUCUGUCUCUGAUGCAUCUUUAGGAUUGAGGUCAAAAGUGCCAGGGUGUUGAUCGUACUACCAGAACACGCCUGGCGGCUCAACAGAUUGUCAACAUCUGCCACAAAGUGAAUCUUUUAUUUAAAUAUUAAAUGACAGGUUGGCACAUACGGAGUUGAAACGCGUACAGUAAAUAAGACAUCGAUUUUUUUUCUUGUGCCAUAGGCACAAAUUUCACUGGAGGUGAAACGCAAUUUCCAUCCAUCCAUCCAUCCAUUUUCCAACCCGCUGAAUCCGAACACAGGGUCAUGGGGGUCUGCUGGAGCCAAUCCCAGCCAACACAGGGCACAAGGCAGGAACCAGUCCUGGGCUGGGUGCCAACCCACCACAGGACACACACAAACACACCCACACACCAAGCACACACUAGGGACAAUUUAGAAUCGCCAAUCCACCUAACCUGCAUGUCUUUGGACUGUGGGAGGAAACCCACGCAGACAACAUGCAAACUCCACACAGGGAGGACCUGGGAAGUGAACCCGGGUCUCCUAACUGCGAGGCAGCAGCGCUACCACUGCGCCACUGUGCCGCCCCAAAACACAAUUUAUUUUAUAAAUUUAAUGGCAAGGUGAAAUGCUGAAAUUCCCUGCAGAUUCAUGUGAAUCGUUUUGUUCACCGUCUCAGUAACUGCGUCUAGCAGUCAUUCAGGCCACAUGCUCUUAGGCCUCUAAUAGCCCAGGGUGGCGCCUAUCACUUCUCUUGAUUACAGCCGUACUAAAAUGAAAUCACUGAUGGAAGACAAGCAGGAGAAACCUGGUCGUCACGUUCUCCUGGCACCAAAAGAUCAGAUCAUCUUUUCAUCUCAUCCACUGUCUUCUUCUCAGAUGGCCAUCUUUCACACCUAGGUAGCUGUCUUCCAUCCUUAUCUCUUUUCUAGCCUCCUCUUGGUCAGAUUCAAAGAAGGCAUACAAGCCAGAACAUUGUCUUUCAGUUAUUCAGUUUUAGUUUUCAGACAAGAUAAACUUUUGCCAGUUUUUACCCCUGGGUGGCGCUGUGGUGCUUCACAGACACAACGUCCUUGGUUUGAAUUCUGCACCUGGUUUUGUCCUUGUGUUCUCCCGGAGUGCUUGGGGGUUUUCCUCCUGUGUCCCCAAAGACGUACAGGUUAAGCUAAAUGGUGGCACUAAUUUGGCCCCAGUGUGUGUCCAGGUUUGUUUCCCAGCUUGUGCCCCCUGCUACUGGCUCUGGUCCUCAGUGGCUGUGAAUCAGAUUAUACAGUGUUGGAAUGCAUUUAUCUAUGUCUUUUGUACAUCUUUAAUGACAACUAAUUGAACAAAGCCACUCCAGCCAUCGUGCCAUCUGAGCAGACAUCGUCUGAACACUCGGGGUGGGAUGCCUCAUCCGAUGGCUUCAUCAUCUGCGCCUCAUCACUUGCAGUGUAUUCUGCUAUUAAAAACCCCAAAUGCUAGUCAUUAUUCCCUUGUUAGUAUCCGUGCUAAGGCAGCCCAGAUUCUUCAGCCCCACCGCCCUGGACGUCCUGGAAGAGCAGCUUAGUGACAGGACAUGUCAGGGUCACUGCAAAAAAAAAAAAUCUGCCGGCUUUGGUAUUUAUUGUAUAAUUUAAAAAGUCAAAGAGCAAGACUGCUGACUCUAGUUGUACCGCGCAGGGUUGAUGUCCAAAAGUGUUCACGCCCAAGAGUGUCGCUCGUGCCUUCUCCAGAAUGUUUUCCAAAGUGCAAUUUGGGUGACGCUUACUUUGAUUGUCCGUCGUUGGGUUUCUGCUGCUGUGACCCAUUGAAACACAGAGGUUGGCCUCCUCGAGAUGCCACGCGGCCCCCUGGACCCCUCUGCCUUUCGAAGAGGCUGACAGACGUGAUGCAUGUUUGUUUUCCCGAUUUGUGUAACACACAAGGUGAUGUGAUGCUUCUCUUCCAUUUCUAUGUGGACAUUUGUAGAUUGUUACGUCUUUUGUAAAGUCAUUAAAGUAAAGCAACUUUUUA
Messenger RNA from Erpetoichthys calabaricus (reedfish), 6667 nucleotides. RefSeq names its product serine/threonine-protein kinase PAK 6. The record is from RefSeq and is a predicted model, not a curated record. Gene Ontology annotation, biological process: protein phosphorylation; intracellular signal transduction; regulation of MAPK cascade. Gene Ontology annotation, cellular component: cytoplasm. Lineage: Eukaryota; Metazoa; Chordata; Cladistia; Polypteriformes; Polypteridae. Gene Ontology annotation, molecular function: ATP binding; protein serine/threonine kinase activity. The transcript is spliced from 10 exons. Bases 445 to 2493 code for a protein of 682 amino acids.